AUGUCCACCCAACUUCCACCCUCCGGCCAAUCGGCCUCAGGCCGCCAGUACGACCAAUCCUUCACUCCCCACGUAAUCGACACCUGCGGCCCCAACACCUCCCCCCGAAUGAGGCAGGUCUUCGGCUCCCUCGUCCGCCACAUCCACGACUUUGCCCGCGAAGUAGACCUCACGCCCGAAGAAUGGCUGGCAGGCGUCAAGUUCCUCAACGAGACCGGCAAGCUCUGGGCGGAAUCCGACGGAAAGAGGAAUGAGAUGCAUAGAUUAUCGGACAUCAUUGGCUUGGAGAGUCUGGUGACGGAGAUUGCGAAUUUCGUCCAGGUGGACCAGCCGAACUAUGUUCCUACGAGUGCUGCUAUCCUCGGGCCGUUCUGGUAAGAGAGAAAGGAACCACACAGACCCAAGAGUUGAAAAGGAAACCCCCGUUCUGACAGAGAAUAUCUCUAGGUCGCCCAACGCCCCCUGGCGCAACCUGGGCGAAUCCAUCAUCCAAGACCCCCACGAGGGAACCGUAACCUACAUGCACGGCAUCAUCCGCGACCUGCAGACCAGAAACCCCAUCCCCAACGUCACAUUCGACAUCUGGCAAGCUUCCUCCAACGGGAAAUACGAUUUCCAAGACCCCGCGAACCAGUCCGACAACAACCUCCGCGGGAAAUUCAAGACGGACAAGAAUGGCGAAUACCGUCUCUACUGCCUGCGUCCCACGGCCUACUCCCUCCCCCAGGAUGGCCCGAGUUGGCAAUUGCUGCAGAGCAUCGACCGCCAUCCCAUGCGGCCGGCGCAUAUUCAUCUGAUGGUGACGCACGAGUCGUAUAAGCCCUGUAUCACGCAGAUCUGUAAGUCUCGCUGUCCCUCCUCCUCCUCCCCCUUCUUCUCCUCUUCCAUGCUGACUUGGGGAUUCCCCACAGACCCCAAAGACGACCCCUGGCUCGAGACGGACACCGUCUUCGCCGUGAAAGACGACCUGGUCGUCGAUUUCAAGCCCCUCGAAUCCCUCCCCUCGAGCAUGAAAGAGCACGCCGGUCCCGGAGGCAAGGCCGUGCGGGAGUUGGAAUUGGAUAUCGUUCUUGCGCCCCUGGGCGCGCCCAAUAGCAAUGCGAAGCCUGUGUUGUAA
This is a messenger RNA of Lecanosticta acicola, 1117 nucleotides long. Lineage: Eukaryota; Fungi; Ascomycota; Dothideomycetes; Mycosphaerellales; Mycosphaerellaceae. The record is from the annotation of a GenBank genome assembly.